GCAUCGAAUUCGAAAACACAGCUAACUAGGAGAAUUACAACAAGAUUCGGUUCAUGGGUAUCAUCGGCCGGGCUAUCCAAAAGAGGAUGGCUAUCAUUUUUACGAGACUCGAGGAGAAUGCCGGUACUAUGCUGUCGUCAAGCACUUGCGUGGACGAUGUGGAAGACUAACAAUUCUGGUAGGGGUUGACUCAAGUCUUGCAAUCGGCGUCGGGUACUUAUUCUGAUGAUCCAGGCUUACCCAAGAAAAUUUGUAGGCGACAUCGCCUUGCUACACCAGGGGCAUCUGAUGAUGGUUGCAUAUAUCAUCACUGCCAUGCUCCUGUGCAAUCCAUACCGUUCUCACGCGUCGUUUAUUGGUGCCGUGAAGGUAUAUAACGUUGUGCGUAUACAGUGUUGCACUCGUCUCGUUCCCAUUGUCAUGUCCGGUAUUGACUCAUGUCUCAAAAUCGCCAAGUUGACCGCUGCAGCAGGCGAGAUGGCACCAUUUCCCUUUGUCAAAGGUGCUGCCCAAUGUGUCAUCGAAAGGGCCUCGAAGAAUAAAGAGGAUAUGCAAGAAUUGGCUGAAAGUAUCGUCGCUAUACUGGUCGUCGUAAGGGACACCACAAUAUGCGUGGAGUAUCAGACCAGAUCUCCACGGGGAAUCCGGCAAUACUUGAGAGCCACGAAGAUCUCGGAUGACAUCGGUGCUUACAGACAACGAGUACAGAUGGCUAAGGAAGACUUCCUGGUCCGUACAAUGACUAUGACACGACUAGCUCUCUCCGAUGUCCAGGAUGAAAUUACCACGAGAUUCGGCACUCUCGCCGAGAGGAACAUCACAUCAGCUAUCAAGGACAAUAUCGAAGAAAUGCGCACCUGGGGGGUUCGGGAUAUCAUUCCAGGCGAUAUAUACGUAAUUAAGCCAGCGACCCUUUCAUUCAGAAGCUGUCGUGCUAUUGGAUAUAAGGACAGCUAUUGCACCGUCGAGAACAGCAAUACACUGAAGAUCAUUCGUGAAUAUCAAGCUCUUGGUGAUGACAAAGAGGACGCAAUUGAACAACUCUAUCAAGCCCUUGACGUCUUCGUGAAACAAAAGUUCGCUUUCCGCACCCAAACAUUGGCGCAAAUCUUCGGUGUAUGCAGGUCGUCUAAUCUUCCGGCGAUCAUAUUUCAUGGCACAACCCGAGUCCCUUUUAAACAGUAUCUGUAUAACUUGACUGCGAAGCGGUUUGUACAAUUCUAUCCUGAAUUGUAUCAAGAUUUACAGUCGGUCUCGGAGGUUUUUGGCACGACGAGAAUCAACCCUAUGUCAAUGAGCAUGGCAAAAUUGUAUUUGGGGAACCUAUCCUAUGACCGUUACAUACUGGGGUUUUUCAGGCUGGAUUUGUCCGUUCAAAUGCAGGAAAAUCGCAUCCGCCUUAUGUACGGUUUGAGCCAAUCAACCGUACCGCUUCACAGUCAAAUCAGCAGAUGGAUGACCUCGUCAAGUUCGCGGAAGGGAGAAUUACGAAAUCAUUACGAUGCUAUUAGCGUUUCUCAUCUGCGAAGUGCUAUUCGGAAUCCAUUCCCACUUCGGAACCACAACGCUCCCUUGUAUCUUCCUGGCAGUGUAGUAACUAAUCCGCCAUACACUCCGCGAAAACCCUCGAGACCAGACUCACCCCGAACCCAGAGUACUUUGGUCGGGAGAGUCCGGCCCUGGCCGCAUGAGUGGGAGUGGGACGUGCACUUGAAAAAAUUGGGGAAGGAAGUCAUUAUUCUAUCGUUGGACAACGGGUUGGUAUCCGUCGGGCCUUCCUUUUUCGAUGGGUCCCAGUAUGAUAUUGAGAUUCACGUGCGUUCGAGGGCUGAGAUUGUGCAAUCGUGGAUCGCGCAGGCUUCCAAGUUAUACUCAUGUCUUCGCUCCAGGGGCUAUGGAGAUGAUGCUGAAGUAUAUAUCCAGGAAGGUGGGCAUCUGCUUCAGCUUGAAACAACUGCUGACUGGCGUACACCCCUAGAUAUAUACUUUACUGUUGACAUCGACCUAAAGGACAAGUACGGUCGCUGUCAUCUCUGCAACUUGGGGAAAGAUCGUCAUGCGCUCUCGUUGUCGAUGACUGCCCCCGUUAUCGAUUAUCGGACCAACACGAUCGAAUCCUUGCCAUUCGUCUCUUAUUUCCGAGCCUGCGACGUGGAUUCGUUGGAGGAAGAAGGGAUUUUUACUGUCCAGGCUCACAUGCUGCAGGCAAAAUGGUGGUGGCAGUGGCUGAAAACGGGUGCUGAUGUAUGCGAGUAUUUUGGGUGGUUACUUCUUGAGAUCCUCGACUCUUCUACAGGAGAAUGGAUGUUAGAUGGUACUGUAUCCGAGGAGUCCUCGCGACCUGCGUCGGUCAUAUCGGACAAGAGGGGUCAGAUAUUGAAUGAAGAGCACAACUCUGCACCGCGUGGUACGGACGUCGUCACGAGAAGUACCGAAGCAGCACAAGCUGGCAAGGCCCCGACCAAGAUGGAGAUCGUUUCCGCUGUGCAGUAUGAUAUCAGUACACGGACGGUCAUCAUCAUAUUCAUCGCUAUUGGUAUUCAAUUUGUUCUUCUAUCGUCCUUUCAGAACCACUUGUAGAAUAGAUCAAUAAGAACAUACCUUCCAUCAUGAUUAUUUGCGGAACUAGUGCUUUGGGCUGUAAAGAGUUCGUCAUGUCAUCAUUCUCUUCGAGGGACAAUUAAAGCCAGCGCAAUAUCGAAUGCUGA
Molecule: messenger RNA, 2708 nt
Organism: Desarmillaria tabescens
Lineage: Eukaryota; Fungi; Basidiomycota; Agaricomycetes; Agaricales; Physalacriaceae
Exons: 18
Coding region: 289-2580 (763 amino acids)
Source: RefSeq, a predicted model, not a curated record